This is a messenger RNA of Microplitis demolitor, 1059 nucleotides long. RefSeq names its product bone morphogenetic protein 1 homolog. The transcript is spliced from 5 exons. Gene Ontology annotation, molecular function: zinc ion binding; metalloendopeptidase activity. Gene Ontology annotation, biological process: proteolysis. NCBI's taxonomy places the organism in Eukaryota, Metazoa, Arthropoda, Insecta, Hymenoptera, Braconidae. The record is from RefSeq and is a predicted model, not a curated record. The coding region runs from base 1 to 1059 and encodes 352 amino acids.
AUGGUUCUCAGUCUUGGUAAAAGAUCAUUAGCUAUUGGAAGUGGCGAUCCGAAAUGGGAUUAUGGUAUUAUUCCGUACAAAAUAAAUUAUACGGGUUUCGAUAGAAAUACGAGAAUAACGCUUGUAAAAGCUAUGAGAUAUUGGGAGAGGUACGCGUGCAUACAAUUCAUUGAAUUAGACGCGAAUCCACAUCCUAGUUAUGUAUUGUUUGUUUACAAAGAAAAAAUGUGCCAAUCUCCGAUUGGACGAUAUCAAAACGGAUGUCUAGAAAUAAAAUUGUGUAAUACUUGUAAAUUUCGAGGAAUCGUCCAUGAAUUAGGACAUAUCAUAGGUUAUGAGCAUAAUUUUGCUACGUGGAACAAUAACAAUAGUCGUACUUUCGGUUUGCCUUACGACGUAAAUUCCCUGAUGCAUUAUACAAAAAAUGAGUUUGCAGUAAACGAGUCUCAGGGUAUACUGACACCAUUGAACAAAAUGGCCAGUGAAAGUCUGGAUAUAGGAGAAGCUACCAAACCGAGUGAAAUCGAUAUUCAGACAGUAAAUCGUCUUUAUAAUUGUCCAGGUCGUUAUUGUGGAAAUAAAAGUGAACCUUUACAUUUAUUUUCGACUGGCAAUCGUAUGCUAGUCAGGUACCGAAAAUAUGGUUACGAUCUCCACAAGGGUUUCGAUGCUCACUACCAAUCAGUUUGUAAUCACACUAUGUAUAUAAAUGAUGAACUGGUUUCUCUACAGUCACCAAAUUAUCCUGAACCAUACGGACUCGAUGUAAAAUGCACUUGGCAUCUUGUCACAAAAAAAAAUUAUCAAAUAAUGAUGACAUUAAACUACUUCAAGCUUGAACGUAGCAAAAAUUGUGUCUACGAUUCUUUACAAGUACGAGAUGGUGAUAAUAAUUCUUCCCCACUUAUCGGAAGUUAUUGCGGCGAAAUGGAUCCUUGGGAAAUUACGUCGACUGAUAAUAAUUUAUAUGUCACAUUUGUCAGUGACUCAUUCGAGCAAGAUAACGGAUUUUCAGCUUCAUUAAUUACAAAACCCGCUGUCAAUUCGAUACCCGAUUAA